AUGGGCCAAACGAUCGGUCAGCGUGGAUUAAUUCUAGGAUUUUGGAAUUCGCACGUCAGUUUGGGUAAUAUUCUGGGUGGUGUAGUUGCUGGAAUAUUCGUUGACUACGCCUGGGGAUGGUCAUUCUUCGUUCCUGGGGCUAUCGUUGCUCUCAGCGGCAUCCUAUCCUAUUUCUUCCUUGUUCCUUUUCCUGAGGAUCUUGGGUUUCCACCUACUGACACGCCCCCUAAGGACGACGACCAUGACGACGAGUCUUCCAACGAGGAAGAGCAAAAUCAAAAUCGACAACCUGACGACAUUGAACCCUCAGCUGUGGCCGUUGUUCCACAAACAAACUCAAGGGAGAAUGUUCGACCUAUAACAUUUUUCGGUGCCUUAAUUGUUCCGGGAGUUAUUGAAUACUCGCUGUGCCUUUUCUUCCUCAAAGCAACUGCCUAUAUUUUCCUAUUCUGGCUUCCCAAGUACCUAAAAGAUAGCAACAGUUUUGAUGCAACUCUGGCAGCUGAUAUUUCAGCCAUCUUCGAUGUCGGUGGAAUUUUAGGCGGUAUUUUUGCUGGGUUUAUCACUGAUCGAUACUCGUGCUCCGCCACCGUCUGUGUUUGCAUGAUUAUACCCGGCAUGCCCCUUGUAAUCAUGUUGUUAAUUCUUGGUUUCCUCAUCGUUGGUCCCUACUGCCUGAUCACCACGGCUGUUUCCGCUGACCUUGGAACCCACGAAUCGCUCCACGGGAAUGCCCGUGCACUCGCUACCGUUGUCUCAAUCAUUGAUGGAACUGGAUCAUUAGGGGCGGCGGUAGGCCCAUGUCUAGUUGGUUUACUUAUUGAUCACGGAUGGGUUUAUGUAUUCUUAAUGCUCAUUAUCUUUCUUGGAGUAGCCACGCUGUGCUUAAUGUCAAGGUCUAUCAAGGAACUACACCCAUUAUGUGGGAGAUCUUCACGCCACUACACUCUUUUGGCAUAA
Molecule: messenger RNA, 960 nt
Organism: Rodentolepis nana
Lineage: Eukaryota; Metazoa; Platyhelminthes; Cestoda; Cyclophyllidea; Hymenolepididae
Source: the annotation of a GenBank genome assembly